AUGGAACUGAAUCUCAUUUCUUUAUGGUUUUUCAUAUGGGUCAUUCUGGUAAGAACUGUUGACUGUUUUAAAGCCGAGCCGUACUCUUUCACCAAGAACGAAUUGAACCAAUAUAAGGACCAAGUCAAGGAGUUAUUCUAUCAUGGAUUCAAUUCUUAUUUAGAAUAUGGAUACCCGUAUGAUGAGGUACUACCCAUCGCGUGCGUUCCUAUGAAACGGAGAUUCGAUGAUCCUUACGAUACCAAUACCAACGAUGUCUUGGGUAAUUUCACGACCACUUUAGUCGAUUCAUUUACGACACUCGCUGUAUUGGGCGAUAAGAAGGGAUUCGCUGAUGCAAUCAAUUUAUUUCAUAAAACGGUGCCCGAAACUUUUGAUAUUGACUCUACGGUGCAAUUGUUUGAAACUACAAUUCGAUUACUCGGUGGGAUGAUGUCUGCGCAUAUAUAUGCAACAGACCCACGCACCAAGGUUUACUUGGGUAAAGAUAACUAUGAUGGAUUUUUGCUACGAAGAUGUAUUGCCCUAGGUGAUAAGUUGCUUAUGGCAUACCUAUCUCCCACAGGUUUACCUGUACCCAGGAUAAAUCUCCGUUACGGUACUCGGAUUGAUCCCAAACUUAUUGAGGAGAAUAAUGCUGCUGCGACAGCAUCUCCAUUGUUUGAAUUCAGGCUGCUUUCGAUGUUGACGUUGAAUGAUACUUACCGCGAAGUCUCUGAAUUUUCAUUCAACAGAACCUGGGAUCUUAGAUCAGAAUUGAAUCUCGUUCCAAUGUCGUUCAGUCCAUACGAUACCACGAUAUACAACGAGGUUACAGGUAUUGGUGCAUCGAUUGAUUCAUUUUACGAAACUGCUCUUAAGGGUUCCAUCUUAUUCGAUGAUUCGUGGCUCUAUAGUGUGUGGGAAACUGCAAUAUCCGCCCUUAACUCUUACUCAAAGACAGAUUGGUUCUACAGUAACGUUGGAGUAUCUCAUGGUAAAACUGUCGUUCUUUGGAUAGAUUCGUUAAGUGCUUUCUUUCCUGGUCUACUGACUUUAGAUGGAAGGCUGGAAGAUGCAAGGAAGAAACACAUAAUGUUUUCCAAACUAUGGUCUACAUACGGUGGUAUCCCAGAAAGAUGGAACUUUGUGCAAUCGCCACCGACCACCGAAGAAUUAGACUCACCCUCAUUGUCGAUAGAUUUAGAAUGGUAUCCAUUGAGACCGGAGUUCAUUGAAUCGACGUAUUACCUUUACAGAGCCACUAAAGACGUUUAUUAUUUGAAUAUCGGUAUUCGAAUUCUAAAAGAUCUACAGCAUCGCUUCAAGACUAGGUGUGGAUUUGCGGGGCUACAGGAUGUGACUACUGGAGAAGUUCAAGACCGAAUGGAAUCAUUUGUCCUAGGGGAGACGUUGAAGUAUCUGUAUUUAUUGUUCGAUGAGGAUAACGAAUUGCAUACAACGCUAUGGAAUCAUAUUUUCAGUACAGAAGCGCAUCCAUUCUGGAUCGAUGUGGGUUUAAAGAGACGUUACGAAUCAUACAGGAGGGAAGCAGACCCACCUCAUGUUACUACAGAAAUGUACCAGUUCCAUUUGCUAAAGGCGAAAAACUGGAUGAGAAGGACCAAAUCUCCUAACAGGAGAAUUAACCAUGCUAAGAAGAAACUAGAUGGCCAAUGUAUUUCUCCUGAACUGGCGUACACCAAGAGACAAUCGAAUAGACAAGGUUUCCAAGAUUCCGACGUGCUAUCCGAUCCAAAACUGUUUGAAAUAGAUUUCAGAUAUCAGGCUACCUUGGAACAACCUGCAUGGAACAAAGGAUACAUACCUUUCGAGCUAACACCAGAACUAUACUCUCAUUGGUCUUUCUCCCAACAGAAAAUUUGUCUGGUCCCAUUGACAAAAGCAUUCGAAGGAACCAUAGGAAGCAGAGACCCGGACUCAACACUGAUAUCGACACACCAAUGGUCUUCUGACGCUCGAAUGUACCGGUUCCAAUCAAUCUACGGUAUCAAGAUCGCUUUCCUCGAUUUUACAUGGCACCCGAACUCUAUUGAAGUGCAGGACCCUAACUCGAAAUUCGAUCUAUAUGAUGUCUUGAACAAGCAAAACUGUAAACCCAAAGACGAUACAAGCAUACAUACCUACACAGUAACCGCAAUAGAUGGCAUUGACCUUGGUGACAACGACGUAGUCGUUGUCAAUAAAUCAAGCCUCUUCUUCGAUGACUCGAGCAAAGAGAGCUACAUCUCGAUAAAUCGCAAAUCUCAACUGCUCAUCAACUGCAUACCAAUAACUAAUAUCUUCGUUUUGUAA
Kluyveromyces lactis is the source of this 2295-nucleotide messenger RNA. It is a transcript of the gene MNL1, whose product is annotated as alpha-1,2-mannosidase MNL1. Gene Ontology annotation, molecular function: mannosyl-oligosaccharide 1,2-alpha-mannosidase activity; calcium ion binding. Gene Ontology annotation, biological process: endoplasmic reticulum mannose trimming; mannose trimming involved in glycoprotein ERAD pathway; carbohydrate metabolic process. Bases 1 to 2295 code for a protein of 764 amino acids. The transcript has a single exon. The record is from RefSeq and is a predicted model, not a curated record. Gene Ontology annotation, cellular component: endoplasmic reticulum; membrane. Lineage: Eukaryota; Fungi; Ascomycota; Saccharomycetes; Saccharomycetales; Saccharomycetaceae.